UCACCGGGUCCUAGCCAGAGAUUCCCUGAGGGUACCUGGUGAUCGCUGAGUAAAACUGACAGGGGAAAGACCUGUGUGUAAACAACACAGCAGAGAAAUGCACAGCAGCAUGUGUCCCUAGUAAAACAUACACAGCACAUGAUGUAAAACAGCACACAGGUUUGAUCGCCCCAGAUGUUAACCCCUUGCCCAGUAUCAUUAGUACAGUGUCAGUGCUUUUUAUUAGCACUGAUUACUGUAUUCGUGUCAGUGGAAGUUAGUCAGUUUCCCCCAGUGUCAGAAUGCCCGCCGCAG
Staurois parvus is the source of this 294-nucleotide messenger RNA. NCBI's taxonomy places the organism in Eukaryota, Metazoa, Chordata, Amphibia, Anura, Ranidae. The record is from the annotation of a GenBank genome assembly.